AUGUGCGACCUAGCAGAAGACUUCGGCGCGCCGUCGCUGUCGAUCAGCAAAGGUCGAGCAAUUCUUACACCUGGGCUUGCCGACAAGCUCAAAAGUGGCCCUAAAUUCAUCAUCCGAACCGUAUCCAACAUUAAUAAGGAAAUCCGAGUCGUCGCAGUUUGUGGUAUAAUCGACGUCGAAGAGAUGCUGCUUGUGUCUGAUUGGGAGGCCCCUCCAGAUGCACCAGAACUAUACCAAGAGGCAGGCCAGGCAGAUCCUAGUGCAGAUGGCUGGUCUUUCAGCGACUUCUACGCGUUCAGACACCUGCUGAAAGACAUUGGAGCGGCUGCGCAAUUCUGGAUUGUGUCAGAGCCACCACGAGAACUAUGCUUAACGCCGACCUCUUCGAUCAAUGGCACUUAA
Molecule: messenger RNA, 402 nt
Organism: Parastagonospora nodorum SN15
Lineage: Eukaryota; Fungi; Ascomycota; Dothideomycetes; Pleosporales; Phaeosphaeriaceae
Exons: 2
Coding region: 1-402 (133 amino acids)
Source: RefSeq, a predicted model, not a curated record